AUGGUCGCCACUAUCAAGAAGUACAAGGCUGCUGCCGUCAACGCCGAGCCUGGAUGGCUCAACCUUGAGCUCUCAGUUCAGAAGACCAUCCACUGGAUCAACGAAGCCGGCCAGAAUGGCUGCAAGUUGAUUGCCUUCCCGAACUCUGAGUCUCUGCCCCUCCUCAAGAAGUACCGCGAGAACAGUCUUCCCAGCGACGGCCCUGAGAUGCACCGCAUCCGUGCUGCUGCAAAAGAGAAUCAGAUCUUUGUUUCUCUUGGCUACUCCGAGGUUGAUCUCAACUCGCUUUACACUACCCAGAUCUUGAUCUCACCAACUGGUGACAUUCUCAACCACCGCCGCAAGAUUCGUGCCACUCAUGUCGAGAGACUUGUUUUCGGAGACGGCACUGGUGACACCACUGAGUCGGUCGUCGAUACCGAGAUUGGUCGCAUCGGCCAGCUCAACUGCUGGGGUGAGUGCAAUAGAAUGACACUGGGAUCACAUCGGCUAACUCGACCAANNGAAAACAUGAACCCCUUCCUCAAGUCCUACGCCGUCAGCAAGGGCGAGCAAGUUCAUAUCGCCGGCUGGCCCCUCUACCCUCACGCCACAACCCUCAAGUACCCCGACCCCUACACCAACAUCUCCGAUGCCAACGCCGACAUCGUUACUCCCGCCUACGCCAUCGAGACCGGCUCUUUCACUCUUGCUCCCUUCCAGAUGAUUUCCAAGGAAGGUGUUGAUCUGCAAACCCCUCCUGGCAAGGAACGCGAAGACCACAGAAUCUACAAUGGAAACACUAGGAUCUAUGGUCCUGAUGGUCAGCUCUUGAUCACCAAGCCUGACGAUGACUUUGAGGGUUUGGUGUAUGUUGAUAUUGAUCUCGACGAGACACACUUGAGCAAGGCUUUGAACGAUNUUCGUGAGUUACCUCCAGUAUUGUCUACGCUGCUUGGAAACAAUGCUAACCAAUCUACAAAACAGGGUGGUCACUACAUGCGUCCCGACCUUCUUCGCCUUGUCGUUGAUACUGACCGCAAGAGCUUGGUCAACAGAGUCGAUGGAAGUGGCAAGUUCAUUGUCGAGAAGACAGUCGAUCGUGUGGGCUUGAGCACUCCUUUCAAAGACCUGCCCAUUGCUCAGAAGAGUGAGGGCACCUCCACUUCUCAGGACCAGGAGUAA
Molecule: messenger RNA, 1164 nt
Organism: Aureobasidium musti
Lineage: Eukaryota; Fungi; Ascomycota; Dothideomycetes; Dothideales; Saccotheciaceae
Source: the annotation of a GenBank genome assembly